This is a messenger RNA of Stylophora pistillata, 1351 nucleotides long. RefSeq names its product tRNA (cytosine(38)-C(5))-methyltransferase. Gene Ontology annotation, molecular function: methyltransferase activity. NCBI's taxonomy places the organism in Eukaryota, Metazoa, Cnidaria, Anthozoa, Scleractinia, Pocilloporidae. The record is from RefSeq and is a predicted model, not a curated record. Gene Ontology annotation, cellular component: nucleus.
AAUUGCAGCCUUGGAGAUCAACACCACAGCAAACCUCGUGUAACAAUUAAACUUUACUGACACAAAACUGCUGCAAAAGAAUAUAGAGGGGAUUACAGUCAAGGAGCUGGAUUGUUUAUCUGCUGAUGUUUUCCUGAUGUCACCACCUUGUCAGCCAUUUACUAGGGUUGGUCUUCAGGGUGCAUCCAGUGAUCCAAGAUCAAGAAGUUUUCUCCAUAUUCUUGAGCUCCUACCUCAAUUAUCAAAGGCACCAGACUACAUUCUAAUGGAAAAUGUAAAAGGAUUUGAAACUUCAGAUACAAGAGAACAUUUUCUUGAAACCCUUAACGCCUGUGGUUACAAUUAUCAGGAGUUCUUACUGUCUCCAGUUCAGUUCGGAAUCCCAAACUCUCGUCUAAGAUACUAUCUUUUGGCAAAGAAGAAACCGCUUCGAUUUUGCUUCCCAACAAGUGUUGAGAUUAUGGAGAGCUUUCCUGACAUGUACCUCCACGCCGAUCGAUGUCACUGUCAUUGCAGUGGUUCACAUGGAAACAACAAGAUAACACCUGAAUUAAAAGAGCGUACGAAUAACCACGAGCAGUCAACUGCGACAGAGCGCUCUGUUGAAAUGAAUCAAAGCGCACGUCACAACCCCGCCUGCUCGAAAUGCUUAAGGAGAAGAAAUGAAGGAUGUUCAGAAGUAACGACAAUGAACUCAAGUAGUCAAGUUUACGAACUGAAACAUUUUCGGCGAAUCGGUGAUUACUUAGAGACUGAUAAGGAUGAUCAUUACUUCAAAGAGUUCCUUCUACCGGGGAAGGUUCUAUGUAAAUUUGCCCUCCUUUUAGACAUCGUCAAUCCUCAGUCUGAGCGUUCCUGUUGCUUCACAAAGGCUUAUGGACAUUAUGCAGAGGGAACUGGCUCAGUGCUCAAAAUGGCAACUAUCGACGACUCGGAUAUUUUCAGAAGAUACCAAGAUCUUUCAGAUGAUAAACAAAAAGCAGAUCUACUGUCGAUAUUGAAGCUGAGGUAUUUUACUCCACGCGAGGUGGCAAAUCUGCAUUGCUUCCCGCACGACUUUUGUCUACCUUCGUCCUUGUCAGUCAAACAACAAUAUCGCUUGCUAGGAAACAGCCUUAAUGUUCUCGUGGUGUCUGAGUUACUGAACUGUCUCUUCCAUGCGCCAUAGUUCUGCAAAAACUGGCUGGAGAUUGUUCGUGACUGUACAGAAAGGAAAUGAUGCUAGAGCGAAACUGUGGCAUUAAUUAUUUCUGGAAACAAGAGAGAAGAGGUGCACUUCUAAGGGAACAUUCUUUGUCUGUAAAUAAUAUAGAUUUAGCCAAGAAUAAAUGCGGAGCUUCGGUUCGUUUAA